AACACUAUUAAGUGCUUAUGAACCAGUAAUAGAGAAACCGACCUGGCGCCUGGAAUGAGAAGGAUGUGUGGAAGGGAACCCGGACAAGAAUUAAGCACUGGGACGCUAGCACAGACAUGAUAAAGAAUCAACCAGCAGUCGAACCCCCUUCACUUUCCCGAGAAAAUCCAUCACUAAGAUGGGCAGCAGAGGAAGAGCAGCAGAAAUGCCAAACAACGCAGCCCUGUCAUCCUCAUCUGCAAGCAACAUCAACAGAAGCAGGACAAUUGCUCAGUACAAUGCAGAUGCUUGGCUUCUGAGUGAGUUUGAGCACUCUGGUGAUUCUGGCAAGCACUUUCAUUACUCUAGAUCAGUGAUACAAGCUCCUCAAUCUGUCCCAGAGGAAGAGAUUACUGCUUAUCUUUCUAUAAUCCAAAGGGGUGGUUCUGUACAACCCUUUGGCUGUUUGAUUGCUUUUGAAGAACCCAGCUUUAGAAUCAUUGGUUACAGCGAAAAUUCGAUCGAGUUGUUGGGUCUCAACACUCUUGUUGGGUCAAAUCAGUCGAGUGAUUUGCUUGGAAUUGAUGCUAGAACCCUUUUUAUCCCAUCAUCUGCAGCUUCGCUUUCAAAAGCUGCUACUGGAGAACUCUCUUUUUUAAACCCAAUUUGGGUCCAUUCUAGAUGUACCCAGAAACCAUUUUAUGGCAUACUCCACCGAAUUGAUGUGGGAAUUGUCAUUGAUCUGGAGCCUGCCCGGUCAAGCGACCCUGCAUUGUCGCUUGCUGGGGUGGUGCAGUCGCAGAAGCUCGCUGUUCAGGCAAUUUCUCGGUUGCAGUCACUUCCUGGGGGGGAUCUUGGUGUUUUGUGUGACACAGUUGUGGAAGAUGUUCAGAAGCUUACCGAGUAUGACAGGGUUAUGGUUUAUAAGUUCCGUGAAGAUGAUCACGGUGAAGUUGUGUCAGAAAUCAGGAGGUCUGAUUUAGAACCAUAUUUGGGAUUACAUUACCCCGCAACAGAUAUUCCUCAGGCUGCCCGGUUCUUGUUCAAGCAGAAUCGAGUUAGGAUGAUAUGCGACUGUCGUGCAAAUCCAGUCGCUGUGAUUCAGAUUGAAGAAUUAAAGCAGCCACUUUGCUUGGUCAAUUCGACGCUUCGGUCACCCCAUAGCUGCCAUAUGCAGUACAUGGCCAACAUGGGCUCCAUUGCCUCACUAGUGAUGGCAGUUGUUAUCAACACCAAUGAUUCAAUGAAGCUUUGGGGGUUGGUCGUGUGCCACCACACUUCCCCCCGUUAUGUUCCUUUUCCCCUUCGCUAUGCUUGCCAAUUCCUCAUGGAGGCAUUCGGGCUUCAGCUCAGCAUGGAGCUUCAAUUGGCAGGUCAGUUGGCAGAGAAGAAGAUGCUUAAGGCACAAACCUUAUUGUGUGAUAUGCUUCUCCGAGAUGCUCCAUUUGGCAUUGUUACUCAAUCCCCUAGUAUUAUGGAUCUCGUGAAGUGUGAUGGGGCUGCAUUGUAUUAUGGUGGGACAUGCUGGUUGCUUGGUGUGACUCCAACUGAAUUACAGGUGAAAAAUAUUGCAGAGUGGUUGCUCAAAACCCAUGGGGAUUCUACAGGUUUAAGUACUGAUAACUUAGCUGAUUCUGGUUACCCUGGUGCUGCAUUGUUGGGUGAUGCAGUUUGUGGAAUGGCAACUGCAAGAAUCACUUCAAAAGAUUUCUUGUUUUGGUUCAGGUCUCACACCGCAAAUGAAUUAAAAUGGGGAGGAGCAAAGCACGAUCCAAAAGAUAAAGAUGAUUGUGGAAGAAUGCAUCCCAGAUCUUCAUUUAAAGUUUUUCUUGAAGUUAUCAAAUGUAGAAGUCUGCCUUGGGAGGUUUCAGAGAUUGAUGCUAUUCACUCUUUACAGCUUAUAAUGAGACAAUUACUUCGGGAUGUUAAGGACCGCAGUUUGAAGUCCAGGACUAAUUCUAAGAUGCAGGGGAUCAAUGAACUCAGUUCUGUGGCGUGUGAAAUGGUUAGGUUGAUAGAGACAGCAACAGCUCCAAUAUUUGGGGUUGAUUCAGAUGGUCUAAUUAAUGGAUGGAAUGAAAAAAUUGCUGAAUUGACAGGAUUACAUGCUAGUGAAACUAUGGGGAAGUCCCUGGGGAAUGAAAUUGUUCAUGAAGACUCGCGUGCAGUUGUUCAGAAACUUCUAUGCAGAGCUUUACAAGGUGAGGAGGACAAAAAUGUUGAGCUAAAACUGAGAAAUUUUGGGCGAAAUCAACAAAACUCAGCUGUAUAUAUUGUUGUUAAUUCAUGCACGAGUAGGGAUUUCACAAACAAUGUUGUUGGGGUGUGUUUUGUUGGUCAAGAUAUCACACCUGAGAAGGUUUUCAUGGACAAAUUCAUCCGCUUGCAAAGGGAUUACACAGCUAUUAUACAAAGUCCUAAUCCAUUGAUUCCACCUAUAUUUGCUUCUGAUGAGAAUGCCUGCUGUUCUGAGUGGAAUGCUGCCAUGGAAAAUAUAACUGGUUGGAAGAGACAUGAAGUCAUUGGUAAAAUGCUUCCUGGGGAAAUUUUUGGAUGUUUUUGCCAGCUGAAAGGAAAGGAUUCACUCACUAAAUUUAUGAUUCUAUUGUAUCAAGGAAUUAGUGGGCAAGAUUUUGAGGAGUUCCCAUUCAGAUUUUUUGACAGGAAUGGAAAAUUUGUGGAGGUGCUCUUAACGGCUAAUAAGAGAACUAAUGUAGAUGGGAAUGUGGUUGGGUGUUUCUGUUUCUUGCAUAUGAUUGCUCCUGGCUUGGAGCAGGGUGUCAAAGGACAAAAGCAGGAGGAAAGACAGUACUUCCCAACUAACAAGGAGUUGGUUUACAUAAGACAAGAGAUAAAAAAUCCUUUGAAUGGAAUUCGGUUUACCCACGAUCUCCUGGAAUCCUCAGCUGUUUCAGAUGAUCAGAAGCAAGUUCUUGAGACCAGCAAUGCAUGUGAGAGACAGAUGAUGACAAUCAUUGAGGAUAUGGAUUUGAGAAGUCUAGAGGAGCAGAGCAUGGAGCUAAACAUGGAAGAGUUUCUCUUGGGAAAUGUUGCAGAUGCCAUUGUUACUCAAGCGAUGAUAUUGUUAAAGGAAAAGAACUUACAGCUAGUUCAUGAGAUUCCAGAGGAAGUCAAAACGCUAUGUCUGUAUGGCGAUCAAAUUAGACUUCAACUGGUCUUAUCAGAUUUCUUGCUUAAUAUAGUGCAUUAUGCACCUUCUCCAGAUGGCUGGGUAGAAAUAAAAAUUUCACCUGGUCUGAGGCUGAUAAAGGAUUGUGUUGAAGUUUCUCAUAUACAGUUCAGAAUUACUCACCCUGGCGAGGGAAUUCCAUCUGCUCUCAUCCGGGACAUGUUUGAAGAGGGGGAUCAGUGGACUACACAAGAAGGCCUUGGACUGAACACGUCUCGGAAACUUCUUGACAUGAUGAAUGGUCAUGUACAGUAUGUUAGAGAACAUAACAAUUGUUAUUUCCUCAUUGGCCUUGAACUUGAAACAAGGAAACCUAAACAACAGGGAUCGCGGGUUGGUGCAAGCAGGAUGACAUGAAGUCUCAUGAAAGGGUUCUCGGGUAUUUGUCUAUGCAAAAGCAUUCAUUAUGACCCAAAACGGUGUGGCAGGUCCCAGUGAAUUCCCUUUAGUAAUGGAUCCAUUUCCUUUGUACAUUAUGCAUUUGUCAAAAUGCACCAUUGUGUGAAAAUUAGUUCUGUGCUGCUGCAUGCCCCCCUUACUUGUGUAUGGUUGUAUAUGAUCAACUUUGGUGCGUAACUGUAUGUGUGAAUGUAUCUCUUGUUUUGGAAUAGAAAUGGUGAAAUCAUGAUUUAAGAUUUA
Malania oleifera is the source of this 3808-nucleotide messenger RNA. RefSeq names its product phytochrome E. Gene Ontology annotation, biological process: protein-tetrapyrrole linkage; regulation of DNA-templated transcription; detection of visible light. Gene Ontology annotation, molecular function: phosphorelay sensor kinase activity; protein homodimerization activity; photoreceptor activity. Bases 179 to 3526 code for a protein of 1115 amino acids. The record is from RefSeq and is a predicted model, not a curated record. The transcript is spliced from 4 exons. Lineage: Eukaryota; Viridiplantae; Streptophyta; Magnoliopsida; Santalales; Ximeniaceae.